Myotis brandtii (Brandt's bat) is the source of this 4657-nucleotide messenger RNA. RefSeq names its product endothelial PAS domain protein 1 (gene EPAS1). The coding region runs from base 1 to 2628 and encodes 875 amino acids. Gene Ontology annotation, biological process: regulation of transcription by RNA polymerase II; cellular response to hypoxia. Gene Ontology annotation, molecular function: RNA polymerase II transcription regulatory region sequence-specific DNA binding; protein dimerization activity; DNA-binding transcription factor activity, RNA polymerase II-specific. The record is from RefSeq and is a predicted model, not a curated record. The transcript has 16 exons. NCBI's taxonomy places the organism in Eukaryota, Metazoa, Chordata, Mammalia, Chiroptera, Vespertilionidae. Gene Ontology annotation, cellular component: transcription regulator complex; cytoplasm; nucleus.
AUGGGUCCUAGCCCUAGCUCUGCCACUAAUCAGCUAGAUGGCUUUUGGAGUAGCUCGGAGAGGAGGAAGGAGAAGUCCCGGGAUGCAGCAAGGUGCCGAAGGAGCAAGGAGACGGAGGUCUUCUACGAGCUGGCCCACGAGCUGCCCCUGCCUCACAGUGUGAGCUCCCACCUGGACAAGGCUUCCAUCAUGCGGCUAGCUAUCAGCUUCCUGCGAACACACAAGCUCCUGUCCUCAGUUUGCUCUGAAAAUGAGUCCGAAGCUGAGGCUGACCAGCAGAUGGACAACCUGUACCUAAAGGCCUUGGAGGGUUUCAUUGCCGUGGUGACCCAGGAUGGCGACAUGAUCUUUCUGUCGGAAAACAUCAGCAAGUUCAUGGGACUCACACAGGUGGAGCUAACGGGACACAGCAUCUUUGACUUCACUCAUCCCUGUGACCAUGAGGAGAUCCGUGAGAACCUGAGUAUCAAAGAUGGCUCUGGUUUUGGGAAGAAAAGCAAAGACAUGUCCACAGAGCGGGACUUCUUCAUGAGGAUGAAGUGCACUGUCACCAACAGAGGCCGCACCGUCAACCUCAAGUCCGCCACCUGGAAGGUCUUGCACUGCACCGGCCAGGUGAAGGUCUACAACAACUGCCCCCCUCAUGGGGGUCUCUGCGGCUACAAGGAGCCCCUGCUCUCCUGCCUCAUCAUCAUGUGUGAGCCCAUCCAGCACCCGUCGCACAUGGACAUCCCCCUGGACAGCAAGACCUUCCUGAGCCGCCACAGCAUGGACAUGAAGUUCACCUACUGCGACGACAAAAUCACAGAACUGAUUGGUUACCACCCAGAGGAGCUGCUCGGCCGCUCAGCCUACGAGUUCUACCAUGCACUGGACUCAGAGAACAUGACCAAAAGUCACCAGAACCUGUGUACCAAGGGCCAGGUGGUGAGCGGCCAGUACCGGAUGCUGGCGAAGCAUGGGGGCUAUGUGUGGCUGGAGACGCAGGGGACAGUCAUCUACAACCCACGCAACCUGCAGCCCCAGUGCAUCAUGUGUGUGAACUACGUCCUGAGUGAGAUUGAGAAGAAUGACGUGGUGUUCUCCAUGGACCAGACGGAAUCCCUGUUCAAGCCGCACCUGAUGGCCAUGAACAGCAUCUUUGAGAACAGCGAUGAGGUGGCUGUGUCCGAGAAGAGUCACUUCCUGUUCACCAAACUGAAGGAGGAGCCGGAGGAGCUGGCCCAGCUGGCCCCCACUGCGGGAGAUGCCAUCAUUUCUCUGGACUUCGGGAACCAGAGCUUCGAGGAGUCAUCAGCCUAUGGCGAGACCAUACUGGCCCCCAACCAGUCGUGGGCUGAGGAACUGAGGAGCCACAUUGCCCAGAGCGAGGCCAGCCUGCCCGCCUUCACCAUGCCCCAGGCGGCCGCCCCGGGGGACACCAGCCCCAGCGCCACCAGCAGCAGCUGCUCCACGCCCGGCAGCCCUGAGGACUAUUACACGUCUCUGAAUGACGAUCUGAAGAUGGAGGUGAUUGAGAAGCUUUUUGCCAUGGAUACAGAGGCAAAGGACCAGUGCAGCACCCAGCUGGAUUUCAAUGAGCUGGACUUGGAGACACUGGCACCCUACAUCCCCAUGGAUGGGGAGGACUUCCAGCUGAGCCCCAUCUGCUCCGAGGAGAAGCUCUCGCCCGAGAACCCGCAGUUCCUCCCACAGCACUGCGUCAGCACCAUGACCAGCAUCUUCCAGCCGCUGGCCCCCGUGCCCGCUCCCGGCCCCUUCCUCCUGGACAAGUACCAGCAGCAGCUGGAGAGCAAGAAGACGGAGCCCGAGCACCAGCCCAUGUCCUCCAUCUUCUUCGAUGGCGGGAGCAAGGUGUCCCUGCCAUCGUGCUGUGGCCAGGCCAGCACCCCUCUCUCUUCUUUGGGGGGCAUAUUCAACACACAGUGGCCCCCUGAUCCACCCUUACAUUCCAGGCCCCCCAAGUGGCCUGGAGGAGAUCAGCACGCGGAGGCUUUGGGGAUAUCGCCGUCGGGGCCCCCUGUCUCCUCCCCGCAGCUCUCCAUGUUCAAGAAGAGGUCUGCAAAGGGCUUCAGGCCUCAGGGCCCAGAUGCGAUGAGCCCGGCCAUGGUAGCCCUCUCCAACAAGCUGAAGCUGAAGCGACAGCUGGAAUAUGAGGAGCAAGCCUUCCCGGACAUGAGUGGGGGGGACCCUCCAGGAGGCAGCCCUUCACAUCUGAUGUGGAAAAGGAUGAAGAGUCUCAGGGGCUGCGGGAACUGCCCUCCAAUACCUGACAAGCGGCUGAGCGCCAACAUCCCCAGUGAUGAGUUCACCCACAAUCCCAUGAGGGGCCUGAGUCAGCCUCUGAGACACCUGCCACCACCACAGCCACCGUCCGCCAUGAGCCCCGAGGAGAGCGCCAAGAGCAGGUUCCCCCCGCAGUGCUGCGCUUUUCAGUACCAGGACUACAGUCAGCCCUCGGCUCACAAGGCGGCAGGUAUGGCAAGCCGGCUGCUCGGGCCCUCGUUUGAGCCCUACCUGCUGCCCGAAUUGACCAGAUAUGACUGUGAGGUGAACGUUCCUGUGCCAGGAAGCUCCACGCUCCUGCAAGGAGGGGACCUGCUCAGAGCCCUGGACCAGGGCACCUGAAGCAGGGCCUUCCGCCAGGGCAGGUGUCUCUGCCAGGCCAUCCGCCAGCUUCACUCUCUGCAUCUAUUUUUGCAACUAGGUAUCUCUAACACCAACACACUUUUUACAAGGUGUACUUACCUGGCAGACUUGCCCAGGUUACCACGUAAUGGCCUUUUCCUGAAGAUACUCACUUUAGUAUCCAUAUUUUUAAAGUAUGUUUUACCUGCUGUGUUUUACUCUGUCAAUGAAAAUGUUCUUAAAUUUUGUAAGAUUUUCCCCCCCCCAACUUCAAUUGCUUCUAAUUUAUAUUAUCCAGAGGCCUCUCUCUUUCUCUCUCUCUCCUGCACACACAAUAUUCACACUAACAAGUUGGGUGUCUGUUUGUAGGGAAAGCUUUGGCUUCAUUGAACUAAAAAGAUUUUGUUGUUGCCAAAGAGAAAAUGAUUUUUGCUUUCCAAGCUUGAUUUGUGGCCUUGCUCCCUCGCAUGGCCCUUCUCCUUUAAAACUAAUCACUAUAUUGGUAAUUUCAGCCUUUUUCAAAAGCCAACUCUUUGCUCUAAUUUUGAUGACUUUUGGUGAAAAAUAAGAAAUGUGAAGGGUGAAGUCCAGUGUAUGUGCUUAUCUGUGAGAGUUGCACAGGGAGGCUUUUCCUAAACUCUUUGGUGUUUUCUUCUCUCCCCAACCCCCACAUUCAGUGGAUUUUUUUUUAAUUAUUAUUCAAAACCAUAACUGAGGGGUUUUUUAAAAUUUAUAUCUGGGUUAAGUGUUUAUCAUAUAUAUGGGUACUUUGUAAUAUCUAAAAACUUAGAAACGGAAGUGGAAUCCUGCUCACAAAAUCACUUUAGAUCUUUUUAAGCCCGUUCCUGCCGACACCGCAGCAUUGUACAGCACCCCCGGGCCGUGCUAACACUGCUCAAGGUUGCUCUGUGGGCUUUUGCUUUUGGGGUCUGCCAUAGCGUGACAAUCCAUCCAAGGAGUGGAAUCGUUAAGUGGGAGCAUUGCGAGCUGUCUUUUCCUCAUGUCCUCUGUGUAUUAUGUAUGUAUGUAUAUAUUAUUAUUGCUGCCAAGAGGGUCUGAUGGCGCAUCAUGGGUUAAGGGUGUGGGCUGGGCAAAUCCAAGGGAGAGGAAGUGCUUUAACUUUUCUUAAGGUCUUGUUGCUGGCCCUUCAAGUGCACUGAGCUAUGUGACUCUAAUGGGCUUUCAUGUGGAGCACUGGGAUAUUUCUAAACCUACCCUGAGAUGGUUUAGAGGGGAAUUCACGAAAGGAAGGAUUCAGAAACGGGGUAGUGACCCAGGCCAUGUCUUCCCAGCUGACCACCUCGGAGCACAUGGAGCUGGGCUGAGAGAAGGGCAGCCGGUGCUGGCCAGCCUGGCCCAGUGCCCUUCCUCAGAUCCCCCUGCAAGGCCGAGGUGCGGGGGCCCCCACUGACGAGCAGCAGGCAGACCUGGGGACAGCCCAGCCCCAGGCCCUCCUGGGUCUGUUUGUCACUCGAAGUGACUUGUAUAGGUAGGAAGCACUGGAAAUAGUGUUCUCAGAGCACUUUAACUCACUGCGUAAGAGGGACUACACCUUUGGUUUCUAAACACCAAUCACAUAGAACUCACCUGUCCUGGGCACAAUGAAGAUGUUUCUAGAAACACACACCCAAAACAGAACAGGCCAGCAUGGAUGGACUAAUUGUCAAAACACAAAUCUAAGUUGUAUGAGAAGGAGUAUCUACUCAGUGUGUUGCCCAAAUGUAUGUAAGCACCGCAGCUUUGCCCCGCGUGGCGACAGAGCCCGGAGGGCCACGGCCAGGUAAACUGGGGUUGGAUUCCUGUGUGCGCUGCCUCGGCCGUGAGGGUGGCUCAGCCUUGCAGUUUUACUAAAACACUCUGAGAAAUAUUCCGAGCUUCAAUAUUAACUUUACCUGUCAAUGUAACGAUUUCAUGUACAUUAUUAUUUUGUCGAAUUCCUACUGACAUUAUUACUGUAUGGGAGCUUAACUUUAUAAGGAAAUGUAUUUUGACACUGAUAUCUUAUUAAAGUAUUCUGAUCCUACCCCGG